AUGGAGUCCGCCAAUCCUCAGCCCGCUGAUGGCAAUAUGCCUCCUAAGACCAAAGUUGAGGUCAAAGAAGACCCGGAGCCUGCAGCCUCUUGUAACACGGAUGUGGAAUUCCUCCGAGUAUCGAAGGUCAAGAAGGAAGAACCCGACGACGACAAGGUCGAUAUCAGCCUGCCCGAAGCUCGAGAUGGGGAUGAUAUGUUUGAGGAUGUAGAUGGUCCGGAGGUUGUCGAUCUCACAUAUGAGGGCAUUGCUGAAAUCAACGGGGUCGACCAUUUUGUGUGUGAAGACAAUAUUGAGAGCGGCCACAUUAUCCUGGAUCCCGAUUACCAAAGAGAAGUUGUCUGGGACGAAGGGCGCGCCUCUUUACUCAUCACAUCUAUAUUAAUGGGUUAUUUUAUCCCUCCUAUUAUUUUUAAUGUUAAGAACAAAAUUAUUGAAAAGAAUGGCCAGAAGCAACUUGCAUAUACCCGUAUUUGCGUCGAUGGCAAGCAGCGGCUGACAUCAGUCCACAAAUUUAUGACCGGUCAGAUCGGGUUCUUCGAUUCCAACUCGCCACAAAAGAAGUGGUACUAUUGCCAUCCGACCUUUUUCGGACGUGAGAGCUUCAGCAAUCAUAAUAUCUUACCGAAAGCAGUUAAAGACUUCUUCAUUUCGCAAGCAUUUUGUUGCUAUGAGUACACCGAAUUAAAGCUAGAAACCGAAGAAACCAUGUUUCAGCUCGUCCAGCGUGGAAUAGCGCUUACGCCAGCAGAGAAAAUGCGAGCUAUGUCUACAGAGUGGGCAACAUUUACCAAGCAGUACGAGGAUGAUUAUACACUGAUUGUCAAUCUAUCAAAACAAACUCGGGCAUCUGGUUUCCGCUUAGUCUUGACAAUAUUUACUAUGAUCCAGGAAGUCAUGUCGGGGAAGAGAAAGAGGUCAGCCGCACCUACUCUUCAAGCAAGCCCCCAGGCGCUACUCAAGGUCCUCGAAGACAAGGCUCCGAUCCCGGAAGCCCUUAAAUUGAGGUUUAAGGCUAUAUUUGACAGAUACGAGAAUCUGGUCAAGAUCUCGUCCACCCAAGUAACUGCCACUCGAUUCAAGGUGAAGGAGAACUCGGUUUUUGAUCCAGCUCCAGAAUUCUUACGAGCCCCUGGCGUUGAGCAUGUCCGUACAUUUUCGCCCUUGGAACUCAUCGGCACGGCAAUUCUGGUGUCUUCCCACAUGGAGCACCGUGCCGAUCAGGAACUACUGGAGGAUGUCAAGGCAAUGCGCUACUAUCUGCGUAUCAAGCAUAAGGACCUGCGAGUUAAUGCCCAAUGCUGGUUUACUGUAUGGGAAUUUGUUUACGGGGAGAUGGCUCGUCGACGUGCUGCUGGGGUAACACAAGGACUGGGUUCUAUCGGCAAUCUGCCUUUACAAUCUGGGCCACCUAUUGUCGCACCGCCUACCGGAGUGACCCCAUAUGCCUCUCCAUACGGCCCUGCAACUGGUGGCACUCCCGCCGACGUUGCAUCUGCUGAGGAAACUUCCACUGCGCCUGGUAGUGGCGGGGCGUCUCAAUCGGGGCUACCUGAAGGGGCAAACUCCGAUGUCAUAUCGCCUGGUGGGACGGCAGUUCAAAGUAGUGCUGCAACCUCGUCAGAUGCUGCUAGUGGUGAUACUGGAAAGGGUGGUGAACCCCAGUCAGGGGAACCGACUGCUCCCGUUUCUCCACCCAAUAUUGCCCACGAGGACAUGAAAGGAAACACAGCUAGCUCCCCUCUCCCUCAAGAUGCAAGUAACAGCGCCAGUUCUCCUACCAACGAUACGGAUGAGGAAGAAGAUAUCAGGACAAGCAGGCGUAGCACCAGAUCAUCCAACAUCAUAGUGCCAAGCGCAGCCUCAUCAAAGCAUCGCAGAAGCUCGUCGAAGUCUGCUCCGCCACGGAAGAAGAUCAAGCAAAGGUCUUAG
Molecule: messenger RNA, 1932 nt
Organism: Venustampulla echinocandica
Lineage: Eukaryota; Fungi; Ascomycota; Leotiomycetes; Helotiales; Pleuroascaceae
Exons: 5
Coding region: 1-1932 (643 amino acids)
Source: RefSeq, a predicted model, not a curated record